UUGCUUGUUCUUGGCAUCGAAGGAAGCCAUGGAAGAAGAAGGAAACAGUGAUCGAGGAGGGAAACAGAAGAAUGUGCUUCAGCAAGAGCAACAUUCCCUGCUUCCUUCAAAGAGAGUUCGAAGUCCGAAUCUAAUCCAUGAAUCUUCCUCUGCUUCACUGCCAUCGUUUCCUCGAUUUCUUCCUGAUUUUAACUCUCAGCCUAAGUUUCCAUUUGCUUCUGGCAGCUCUGUUCCUGUUGUUGUCGCCCCAAGAAUUGCAGAUCACACUAACUCUGUUCCAUUAACGGCGGUCGAGCAAUCGCCGCUGAUGUAUGCAACGUCGGAUCAUCGGCAGACUCACCACGAGCAACUCCUCAGGUACCACUACUGGAACGCAGCGCUCAAUGGCGUCGGUCCUCUGUUCCUGCGCCCGGCAGCUCCUUCUCUGGCCCGGGCCAAGCUCUACCGCGGGGUAAGGCAGCGGCACUGGGGAAGGUGGGUGGCAGAGAUCCGCAUUCCCCGCAACCGGAGCCGCCUGUGGCUCGGCACCUUCAACACUGCGGAGGAGGCCGCUCUCGCCUACGACCGCGAGGCCUUCAAGCUGCGCGGCGAGAGCGCGAAGCUCAACUUCCCCAAUCUUUUUCACGGGGAAAGCAGGGACGCAGCUUUGUGCUCCACCAUGACCUCCUCCACCAGCACCGCGGCUCCCUCCUCGUCCUCCUCUUCUCCGCGUGAUUCUGCCAAGUCCCCGAGCUUAGCUCCAAGCUCGGCGCCAGCUUCACCAUUUCCGAUGUUUCCGGAGAUGCCUGAAAUGUCAUGGGAGAGCGUUCAAGAGGAGGCGUGGUUCAACGCGUGGGGGCCGGGGAGCUCCAUUUGGGACGACGUCGAUGGAGCCAGCAGAUUACUCUUCCAAUCCAGGCUCGCCACCAUAUCUGAGGCGCCGGAAACUGAUCCGCCCUCAAGUUCCACACUGCCAUUGCCGUCGCCGGCCACUCAGGAGACGACCACCUCUUCUCCUCCUCCUCCUUCCUUGGUUUUGUGGAAGAAGUGAGUCGUUGCAUUGCAUUUAUACGAAUCAAUGACUUCAACUACUGCAUGAGAUUAAGCAUUAAACCAUCAUUAUUUGUCACAUAUUUA
Molecule: messenger RNA, 1116 nt
Organism: Zingiber officinale
Lineage: Eukaryota; Viridiplantae; Streptophyta; Magnoliopsida; Zingiberales; Zingiberaceae
Product: ethylene-responsive transcription factor ERF053-like
Exons: 1
Coding region: 29-1030 (333 amino acids)
Biological process (GO): regulation of DNA-templated transcription
Molecular function (GO): DNA-binding transcription factor activity; DNA binding
Source: RefSeq, a predicted model, not a curated record